Molecule: messenger RNA, 2739 nt
Organism: Hypomesus transpacificus
Lineage: Eukaryota; Metazoa; Chordata; Actinopteri; Osmeriformes; Osmeridae
Gene: cars1
Product: cysteinyl-tRNA synthetase 1
Exons: 23
Coding region: 65-2533 (822 amino acids)
Biological process (GO): cysteinyl-tRNA aminoacylation
Cellular component (GO): cytoplasm
Molecular function (GO): cysteine-tRNA ligase activity; ATP binding
Source: RefSeq, a predicted model, not a curated record
UUAUUGCUGCCUUUUCCGGACACGUUAUAGUUGCAUCAGACAGAAACGACAGACAACGACUGUCAUGGCAAGCACAGAAGAACAAGCCUUUGACUAUGGUGUCUUGCUGCUUAAGAGAGAGGAGGGCAGCCUGGAAGCCCUGAAUGCGUACCUGAGCUCCCGAAGCUACCUGUCCGGGUUCAGGCCAUCUCAGGCCGACCACAAGGCCUUCUGGGCUCUCUGCAGGGCCCCGGCUGCAGAACACACGCACGCCCUGCGCUGGUACAGACACAUAGCAGCCCUGCUGGGGGGCCCCCAGACCGGCCCCUGCCCAGAGAGCAGUUGUAAAGCAAAACGAGAACAGCCUUCCUGGUCGGCACCAGUUGGAACAAAUGUUGCAGAACUGCGACUGUACAAUAGUCUAACACGCACAAAGGAGCUGUUUGUUCCACAGAAUGGGAAGCAGGUGCUGUGGUAUUCCUGCGGGCCGACCGUCUACGAUGCCUCACACAUGGGACAUGCCAGAUCUUACAUUUCCUUCGAUAUCCUCAGAAGAAUACUGAUGAAUUACUUCAAGUAUGACGUCCACUACUGCAUGAAUAUCACAGACAUUGAUGAUAAAAUAAUAAAGCGUGCCAGACAGAACUACUUGUUUGAGCAGUACAAGGAGAAGAACCCACAGCCUGCGCAGAUACUGCAGGAGGUUCUGGAUGCCAGAGUGCCCUUCCAGGCCAAACUGGCUGAGACCACAGACCCAGAUAAGAAGCGAAUGCUGGACACCCUGGACACGGGCGUAGCUGCAGCGCUGGUACCGCUGCAGAUGGCGCUGGAGCAUCAACAGGCAGAUGCACAGGGCAGGGCACAGGUGCUGUUGGAAGAAGCCAAAGACCUGCUUUCUGAUUGGUUGGAUAACCAGUUUGGCAGUCAGGUUACAGAGAACUCCAUAUUCUCUCUUCUCCCCAGUUACUGGGAAGGAGAGUACCACAAGGACAUGGAUGCCUUGAAUGUGUUGCCCCCGGACGUGCUGACGAGAGUCAGCGAGUACGUUCCAGAGAUUGUGGAGUUUGUGAAGAAAAUAGUCAGCAAUGGCUAUGGGUACGCAUCGAAUGGUUCUGUUUAUUUUGACACGGCCAAGUUUGACGCCUGCCCGCAUCAUUCCUACGCCAAGCUUGUUCCUGAAGCAGUUGGUGAUCAAAAGGCACUGCAGGAAGGAGAAGGAGACCUGAGCAUCUCUGCAGAUCGGCUAAGCGAGAAGAAAUCCCAGAACGACUUUGCCCUGUGGAAGGCCUCCAAGCCUGGCGAGCCGUCCUGGGAUUCUCCCUGGGGGAAGGGCCGUCCAGGGUGGCAUAUUGAGUGCUCUGCGAUGGCUGGGUCCAUCUUGGGAGAGUCCAUGGACAUCCACGGGGGGGGAUUCGAUCUCCGGUUCCCUCACCAUGACAAUGAACUGGCUCAGUCAGAGGCUUACUUUGAGAAUGAUCACUGGGUUCGCUACUUCCUGCACACUGGUCACCUGACGAUUGCAGGAUGCAAAAUGUCCAAGUCUCUGAAGAACUUUAUCACCAUUAAAGACGCCUUGGCCAAGAAUACCGCUCGGCAGUUGCGUUUGGCCUUCCUCAUGCACUCCUGGAAGGACACCCUGGAUUACUCUGCCAAUACCAUGGAGGCUGCCAUCCAGUAUGAGAGGUUCAUGAACGAGUUCUUUCUCACAGUUAAAGACCUCCUGCGAGCUCCUCGAGACAUCACAGGGCAGUUUGAGAAGUGGGAAUCAGCAGAGAUGGAUCUAAACCAGAGUUUCUCCCAAAGGAAGCUCCUUGUCCACGAAGCUCUGUGUGACAACAUGGAUACGCGUGUUGCAAUGGAGGAGAUGCGGGCACUGGUCAGCCUUAGCAACACCUACGUCGCCAGCAAGAAGACCUCCAAGCUGCAGCCCAACCGCCUGCUCAUCAAGGGCGUCGCUGUGUAUCUCACUGAUAUGCUCAGGACAUUUGGAGCUAUUGAAGGGACAGAGUCUAUUGGAUUUGCUGUUGGAAGAAAAGGCCAGUCUGUUGAUCUGGAGAGCACAGUGAUGCCUUAUCUGGAAGUUCUGUCAGAUUUCAGAGAGGGGGUUCGAAAAAUUGCCAGAGAGCAGAAAGUGAGCGAGGUGCUGCGGCUGUGCGACGCCGUGCGGGACGACACGCUUCCGGAGCUGGGAGUUCGUCUGGAGGACCAUGAAGGUCUUCCCACGGUGGUGAAGCUGGUCGACAGAGAGACGCUGCUAAAGGAGAAGGAGGACAAGAAGAGGAUGGAGGAAGAGAAGAAGAGGAAGAAGGCCGAGGCAGCAAGGAAGAAGCAGGAGCAAGAAGCAGCUAAACUGGCAAAAAUGAAGAUCCCACCUUGUGACAUGUUUCGCUCUGAAACUGACAAGUAUUCCAGCUUCGAUGACGCGGGUCUUCCAACGCAUGACAUUGAGGGCAAGGAGAUCAGUAAGGGCCAAGCCAAGAAGCUGCGUAAACUACAGGAAGCUCAAGAGAAACUGUACAACGAGUUCCUUCAGAUGAACCUGGAUGGAAGAUAAGAGAACAUGCUUCCAGGCACCUCUAGACACAGCUCCAGGUUGUUCCGAGGGCCCAGUCGUACCUGCAGCAGCUGUCCUCUCCAGGUUAGGGUGUCAAGGAGUGCAGUACAUUCUGCAGUCUGCUUCACAGUUAUGAAUGCUCAUAAAAUGAUGUUCCCACUUUCUUGUCGGUAAAUGUCUAAAUAAAUAUAAAUUUAGCAACCGAA